AGAAGGGCCAGAAGGUCUUAUGCAAUGCGGCUUAAGGUACCUAAGGUAGGAAUGGUGGGAUGGCGCAGCGCGGCCGUUGUGUCUGUGCGACGGAUCUCUUGACUCUCUCUCCCCCACAGAGCGGCGGGGGUUCCUGUGCUUUAACCCACACACCAAACUCACCAACCAACGCAACGGGGCAACCACUUUGGGGGACAGCAGCCAACUUUGAUUUUUGGGGGGAAAGAGCGCAGCCAACAUCAACACUGAAUAACAAUUAUAACCCUCCCUCCCCUUCUUCCAGAAUUGUCACCUUUCUGAUUGGUAGGGAGACUGAGAAACAAGUCCCUGUCCCCCGCUCACUCUCUCUAGCUUCACCUGCAGAAUCUCGCGAGCCUGCACAAAGAGGGAAUUGGGAGGAAAGAGAGAUGGUGUGUGUGUGUUUUUGUUCUUGCGCCCCGAAACCCUUGACGACGCAAGUUUUGGGCGUCUCUCGUCUCAGGGCUGGGCCACGCGUCUCAAAAUGGAGAGGCAUGGUGCUCGCGACACAAUAUGCACAGACACACUUUCUCUCUAUCAUGUUUCCACUUAACUACACAAUAACACAUUGUAUGAGCAGCAGCAGCAGCAGGGGUUUACACGCAAAGCAUGUUACACCCAGAGAUGGUUUAUCAGGAAAAACAUCGAACAAAUCACUUUGGCCAAAGCGGGCGAACGAGCAGCAGCAGCAGUAGCAGCAGGGGUAGAUAGCAAAAAGGCGGCAUUGCAUUGCAUAGCUUAGCGUAGCGUUGUGAAGCAACGCCCCCCACGAUGCAC
This is a messenger RNA of Microdochium trichocladiopsis, 795 nucleotides long. RefSeq lists its product as uncharacterized. NCBI's taxonomy places the organism in Eukaryota, Fungi, Ascomycota, Sordariomycetes, Xylariales, Microdochiaceae. Bases 60 to 713 code for a protein of 217 amino acids. The record is from RefSeq and is a predicted model, not a curated record. The transcript has a single exon.